This is a messenger RNA of Rhineura floridana, 6725 nucleotides long. RefSeq names its product potassium sodium-activated channel subfamily T member 2 (gene KCNT2). Bases 340 to 3756 code for a protein of 1138 amino acids. Gene Ontology annotation, biological process: potassium ion transport. The record is from RefSeq and is a predicted model, not a curated record. Lineage: Eukaryota; Metazoa; Chordata; Lepidosauria; Squamata; Rhineuridae. The transcript has 29 exons. Gene Ontology annotation, cellular component: membrane. Gene Ontology annotation, molecular function: intracellular sodium-activated potassium channel activity.
AGCAGCCUUUUGUUGUCGACUCUGGCAGGCUGAGGGAGCUGCGCGUGCAUUUGGAGGAACUGCCCGGUUGGCUGAGGCGCGCGCGCGCCCUUUCCCGCUUUGCUCCUAUUGCAAAGGGGGGGGGGGAGAGCGGGUUUCCCAGCAGGUGCAGCGGAUUUGCAUUUUCACCUAUGGGAAAAGCAAUAGCCUGGUAGUACCUGCCUCCUCUUCCUUCUCGCAGCACGAGACACGUCGCUGCUAUUGCCGCCGUCUUGUCUGCUUCUCAUCGUCGCUGCUGCUGCUGCUACUACCGCUGCUACUACCUUGCUGUCAGCAGUGUCCUCCUAAUUCCUAGGGAGGAUGGUGGAUCUGGAGAGUGAGGUCCCCCCGCUUCCCCCUAGGUACAGGUUCCGGGAUUUGUUGCUGGGUGAUCAGGGAUGGCAGAACGAUGACAGAGUACAAGUUGAAUUCUACAUGAAUGAAAAUACAUUUAAAGAGAGGCUAAAGCUAUUUUUCAUCAAAAACCAAAGAUCAAGCCUCCGGAUACGCUUGUUCAAUUUUUCACUCAAACUGCUUAGUUGUUUGUUGUAUAUCAUCCGAGUGCUCCUGGAUGAUCCAUCUCAACAACAUGGAUGCAAGGAAUUAAUUUGGGGAUGUUCCAGUCAAAACAACAGUUCCACAAAGAUAAAUUGGUCGCCUAUUAUUUGGGUGAACAGAAGCUUACCUUUAUGGGGAUUACAGGUGUCAGUGGCUUUGAUAAGUCUGCUAGAAACUACACUCCUGAGCUAUCUGAGCUAUAAAGGAAACAUAUGGGAACAAGUUGUGAGAAUUCCUUUCCUGUUGGAAAUUAUUAAUGCUAUUCCUUUCAUCAUUACAAUUUUCUGGCCUGCAUUAAGAAACUUAUUUAUCCCAGUAUUUUUAAAUUGUUGGCUUGCCAAACAUGCUUUGGAGAAUAUGAUUAAUGAUCUUCAUAGAGCCAUCCAGCGCACACAGUCUGCAAUGUUUAACCAAGUUCUGAUUUUAAUAUCUACGUUGCUGUGUCUUAUCUUUACUUGUAUUUGUGGAAUUCAGCAUCUGGAGCGAGCAGGGAACAAGCUGACUCUCUUUGACUCCCUUUAUUUCUGCAUAGUGACAUUUUCCACUGUGGGCUUUGGGGAUGUUACUCCCAAGAUCUGGCCUUCAAAACUUCUGGUUGUCAUUAUGAUCUGUGUUGCCCUUGUGGUGUUACCAAUACAGUUUGAACAACUGGCUUAUUUGUGGAUGGAAAGACAAAAGUCAGGUGGAAAUUAUAGUCGACACAGAGCUCAGACUGAAAAACACGUGGUGUUAUGUGUCAGUUCUCUGAAGAUUGAUCUGCUUAUGGAUUUCCUAAAUGAGUUCUAUGCUCAUCCUAGGCUCCAGGACUACUAUGUGGUCAUAUUAUGCCCCACUGAGAUGGAUGCUCAGGUUCGAAGAGUGCUCCAGAUUCCAAUGUGGUCCCAAAGAGUUAUCUAUCUGCAAGGUUCAGCGCUGAAGGAUCAGGAUCUGCUAAGAGCUAAGAUGGAUGAUGCUGAGGCCUGUUUCAUUUUAAGUAGCCGCUGUGAAGUGGACAGAACUGCAGCAGAUCAUCAAACCAUUCUAAGAGCUUGGGCUGUUAAAGAUUUUGCACCAAACUGUCCUCUGUAUGUUCAAAUAUUGAAGCCUGAAAAUAAGUUCCACAUCAAAUUUGCAGAUCAUGUUGUAUGUGAAGAGGAAUUCAAAUAUGCAAUGUUAGCUUUAAACUGUAUUUGCCCAGCUACAUCUACACUCAUCACCUUGUUAGUUCACACCUCAAGAGGGCAGGAGGGCCAGCAAUCACCAGAACAGUGGCAGAAAAUGUACGGCAGAUGCUCUGGUAAUGAAGUGUAUCACAUUAUCCUGGAGGAGAGUGUGUUUUUUGCUGAAUAUGAGGGAAAGAGUUUCACAUAUGCAUCUUUCCAUGCACACAAAAGGUUUGGCGUCUGUCUAAUCGGUGUUAGGAGGGAAGACAACAAAAAUAUUUUGCUGAACCCAGGUCCUCGUUAUAUCAUGAGCUCUUCAGACAUAUGUUUUUAUAUCAACAUCACAAAAGAAGAAAAUUCAGCUUUUAAGAAGCAAGAGCAACUUCGGAGAAAUCACACAUCCAGGUCAUUUUAUCAUGGCCCUUCUCGCUUGCCAGUGCACAGCAUAAUUGCCAGUAUGGGUACUGUGGCUAUAGAUUUGCAAGACACAGGCUGUAGAUCUUCUAGUGUGGCUACCCUAACUCUUCCUUCAGAGUCAGGCAAAGCAGGCAGAAGGCCGAGCAUAGCACCAGUUUUGGAGGUUGCUGACUCUUCAGCACUUCAUACCUGCGACCUAUUAAGUGACCAGUCAGAAGAUGAAGCAACUCCCUCAGAUGAAGAAGUUUCAAAUGGCCUAGAGUAUAUGAAAGGCUAUCCCCCUUACUCCCCAUAUAUAGGAAGUUCUCCCACCUUCUGCCAUUUGCUUCAUGAAAAAGUGCCAUUUUGCUGUCUAAGGUUAGAUAAGGGAUGCCAACAUAAUUACUAUGAAGAUGCCAAAGCCUAUGGAUUCAAAAACAAAAUAAUUAUAGUUGCUGCAGAGACUGCUGGAAAUGGCCUCUACAACUUUAUUGUUCCUCUCAGGGCUUAUUACAGACCAAAGAAAGAACUCAAUCCAAUAGUGCUACUACUGGACAAUCCCCUAGAUGAUUUGCUAAAGUGUGGUGUGACCUUUGCUGCCAAUGUGGUUGUGGUGGACAAGGAAAGCACUAUGAGUGCGGAAGAGGACUAUAUGGCAGAUGCUAAGACUAUUGUAAAUGUACAAACCCUCUUUAGGUUGUUCUCUAGUCUAAGCAUAAUCACUGAAUUAACUCACCCAGCCAACAUGAGAUUCAUGCAAUUCAGGGCCAAAGACUGCUAUUCUCUUGCUCUCUCAAAACUGGAGAAGAAAGAACGAGAGAAGGGCUCCAAUCUGGCAUUCAUGUUUCGAUUGCCCUUUGCUGCCGGUAGAGUUUUCAGUAUCAGCAUGCUGGACACUCUGCUGUAUCAGUCAUUUGUUAAGGAUUACAUGAUAUCUAUUACUCGACUUCUGCUGGGACUAGAUACUACACCGGGAUCUGGGUUUCUUUGUUCUAUGAAAAUCACAGAAGAUGAUUUGUGGAUCAGAACAUAUGCCAGACUUUAUCAGAAACUUUGUUCUUCUACAGGGGAUAUUCCUAUUGGAAUCUAUAGAACUGAAUCACACAAACUUGCAACAUCUGAGUCUCGAGAAAUGGCUUCACAAUCUCAAAUUUCCAUCAGUGUGGAAGAAUGGGAGGACACCAAGGAUAAUAAGGAACCAUUUAACUACCGUAGCAACCAUCGUAACUCAACAUCCAGUGAUCAGUCAGAUCAUCCUUUAUUACGACGAAAAAGUAUGCAGUGGGCUCGACGGCUGAGCCGCAAAGCGCCAAAGCACUCGGGGAAAACUGCAGAGAAAAUAAGUCAGCAGAGAAUGAAUCUUUACAGAAGGUCAGAAAGACAGGAACUUGCUGAACUGGUGAAAAACAGAAUGAAACAUUUGGGACUUUCAACAGCAGGAUAUGAUGAAAUGAAUGAUCAUCAAAACACCCUUUCUUACAUUCUGAUCAAUCCUUCUCCAGACACACGACUUGAACUGAAUGAUGUUGUAUACUUGAUCCGCCCAGAUCCAUUGUCAUAUGUUCCAAACAGUGCAUCCAGCCGGAAAAACAGCUUCUGCAAUGCCAUUGGGCAAGACACCAGGGAAGAAACACAGCUUUGAUGCAUCACACAGAUUCAUUGAUGAAAAGACAUUUUUAUACAAAUAGCUGUUUUGAAAUUUAGUGAAAAUAAGAGAAUUGAUGGCCAGGCAUAAUGCUCAACUAAUGUUAAGUGAGCAACCGCUUCACUGAAAUCAUAGGAAUGAUUCUGAAAAGUCAAAUAAGGCUUCUAAACAAUUAAUCUGGUACUGGAAAUAAAAAUAAUGAAAGACAGAGUAAAAUCAAACAAGUAUGCCCAUGGUGUUUCUCAGUGAAAGGAAGAUUUUAAUAUGGAAACUAAAUGGAUUUUUUUUCAAGGACAUGCUAGAAAUUAAGGUAUUCUUUUCCUAUCCUGACUUCAGCCAGCCACUGUGGGGAAAUGAGUAAUUGUUAAGCAUAAUACAUAGCAGUCAUUGUGAUUUCUCUGUCCUAGAACUAUAAACCUCUGGUUGUUGCCAUGGAUGUAGUCGUCCGGGGUCAUGAAGAUGGGGUUGCAGACCCCUUAAUUUUUUGGGAACAGUCCCAGCCAGGUGCCUAUGCAUAAGCCAAUCAGCAUGAAACAAACAUGUCAGCUACUGAAAAGAUUCCUUGUCCUUUUGUGCCAAUUGAAGCCAAUCAGAGUGAAAGGAGAUUAGUCAGCUACUGAGAAGUCUCUUCUCAGUAGCUAACACACAGCCUCCCCUUUCAUGCUGAUUGGCUCCUAGGGACUUCUGUUGUAGGGGAGUGUGGACUCAGAGACAACAUCUUCAAGGGAGAUGAGAGAAAGUGGGGCAUGGCUGUGAGGGGGCAUGUUGUGACUCACAAAGGAACCUUGAACUUCUUAAUUUGCCACUACACUGUUGGUUGUAACAGUUAAGUAGAUAAUGAAGGGAAGGUCCUGGCAAGUCCCAUUCCUAAUAUCUUAAAGCUGGAAUUCAAAGUGAAAGUUCAACAAAUUUGCUGCUUGGUGAAACAACAAAUGUCAACUUUGAACAAUAGUAAUCCGAUGUGUAUUUUCAUUGAAUCCUUUAGUUCAUUGUAUUUCAUAUAUCCCCUAUAGUUUUUUUCAACAAAUUUAAAUCUCUAUUUGAAAACAUUUGUUUAUAUUUGUUUCCUUCCAUAUUGAAAGGCUCAGAGCAAAUGUAGCAUCACAACAGAAGCAUAGUAAAUUGAUUUCUGUAGUAGAGAUUUGUAGUCUAGAGGAGAGUGGAGAGGGAACCAGUUUAGUGUUGUUCCCCAAGUUUGGAAGCCAGCAAUCUGGUAAGCACAGUCCUGUUUGCAGUCGGUGUACCAAAAGGUAGGAAUUAAGAAAAAUUUAUAAUAUCCAGUCAGAAAAUUGAGCCAUUUUGGUAACUGGAUUGCGGUGUUUGGUGUUUGUGAACUGUCCAUCACAAAGGGGGAAACAUAAUACACUUGAGAGUAUCUACUACUAUAGCACUGCUGAAGUACAGGAUAUUGCAUUUUUAAAAAAAAGCAAAAUGUAUGGCUGGCAACGUAGCCUUUGGUAUGUUCAUGUAACAUGUAGCUUAAGGUCCAGAGGUUUGUAAUCUGCCUGCAAAAACUUUUCUGCCAGCCCACUUAACACCAUGCUGCCACUGUAUAGAGCAAUAUUUGCCCAUGGGCCAGUCUUAAGAAAAUAAGUAAAAGGGAGGGGAAAAAACCCAUAGAUUUUCAGUUGUCUGCCCCGGUCUAAACCAAUAGUUAAACUGUAACGAGAACCGUUUUUGCUGGAGUUGUGCUCUGUAGAGUACUUAACCUCAUGAUUCAUCCAACCCUAAUCUUCUCUAAAGGCAGGGCAAAAUUAGGUGCUUAAGUAUGAUGCUGUUCUUGACAGAUUUAGCCACAACCAUGGCCUGAUUAAUGUAUUAUUACUGAAGUGUGGGAGCUGCUUUUGUGUUGUCUGGUCCGAUGUCAUACCAGUGAAUGUCUUGAGAUUCAGACAGUGCCAGACACACCUGUUGAAAGCACAUGUGAGGUUGUGGCAGCUAGAGACAUGCCCUGCCACUGUCCAUGCUGUUGGAGCCUGUCAGGAGCUUUACAAGCAUGUUCAUAGAGCUCCUUUGAACAAGGGAGCAUGCUGGUCCAGUGAGGAUCCCUCCUUGUGUGGAGCUCUGUACACAUACAUUGGUAUGUGUGUAGAACCACUUCUAUAUGGGUGGCAGGGAAUGGGGGGCAGCAAACACAGCCCCAUGACAUCCCUCACAUGUUUGUUCAAUAUUGUGUGUGUGUGUGUUUCAGUCUUUAGUUCUCCACAUUUUCACGUUUGCCUUUUUUAUAAAAAAAAGUCCUCAUGAAAAUUCAGCCACGUUUUAGUGUGAAUUUCUCAAUACACAUGUUUAUAUGCAAUUUUGCCUAUUGUAUAUCUUUUUGCAAAGCAAUUUCCCCUAAUAUAAUGCAUUUUGUAUGUUUUAACUAAUAUAUGCAUUUUAUGCACACUUUACCCUAGUAUGCAUUUUUGUACCCAUUACUUGGCUGAAGAACUGCAUUGCAAAAUUCGGAGUGUAACUUUCAAAAGAUGGGCUGUGCUUCAGUUCUCAUAUUGUGUCAGAGUGAGCAGAUUAAGUAAAUUCACCUUUAAAUGUGAAUUGAAUCAAAUUUCCCCCCAUGCCUAAGUAUAACUAGGGAUGUUCAUAGAAUUUUUACUAAAGUAACAGUAGUGCUUACAUAUUACUACACAAGGAACUGCUGGGACAGGACCAAUGGAGUAGGUUGGAAAUGAUGUCAUCUGCUGUCUGAAGUCCUCAUUAGCAUUAUAUGUAUUGAUUAUUUUUUCUGUAUCAUUUUAAAAAGCUGCUAUAAGUUUGUGUGUGGAAAUCAAAUGAUGCCAAAACUGCUCAACAAAACUAUCCAUGCAUGUGACAGUAGACUACUGCAUAUGUCAGCAUUUUAAAUGGUUGUAAUAUUUGUUGUAAGGAACCAACUAUUGUUGCAGUCAUAUGCACCAACAGUUUCUUUAUUUCUCUUUCUUCCACAUGUCAACUAUGUGAACGAAUAAAAGCCAUUUUCCUAUGCA